CAAGUAUGAGGUCACACAGUGCGUCGCGCGUAUAAAGCGUGGCCAAAGCGCAUUUGUCGCGUACGAUUUGCAACUUCCCAACCGCACUACUCGUGGUACUGUUCCUGCCCACUAAUCGGUUCGAGAUAACAGAUAAUUCACUGACCAUGGCCACCGUCGACGCCCAGUUCGUUCAGCAGUCGAACGAUUUUGCAGUUCAAUUGUACAGGCAAGUGAGCUCGAAAAGUACCGGAGAAAAUGUGGUCAUUUCGCCUUUUUCGGUCAGCGCGUGCCUUUCGUUGGUGGCCCAGGGAGCCGCCGGUCUCACGGCGGACGAGCUGUUUGGUGGCCUGCGCUAUGGAAAGGCCGACCGCAAGCAGCAGGUUGCGGAGUCGUACCGACGUCUGAUGGAGCGCUUAUCGACCGAUAAAACCAUGAACGUGGCCAACAAAGUGUACGUCAUGGAAAAGUUCAAAGUAAAGAGCUCAUUCAAUGCGGUCGCCGCCGACAGUUUCAAAUCGGAAGCCCAAGAGCUUAACUUUGCCCAGAAUGUGGCCGCAGCGAAAACCAUCAACGGGUGGGUCGAAGGGAAAACGAACAACAAAAUUAAGGAUCUCAUCGCACCCGACGUGCUGGAUGAUCUGACGCGUAUGGUGCUGGUAAACGCGGUUCAUUUUAAGGGCACCUGGACCUACCAAUUCGAUCCCGCCUCGACCCGCCCGAUGCCGUUCUGGUUGAGCGCAACGGAGUCGCGCGAAGUGCCGAUGAUGAACAUCAAGAAGCACUUUGCGUACAACAACUUCGAGGAUAAAGGAUUCUCCGCCCUGGAGCUUACGUACAGCGGAAGCGACGUGACCAUGCUGGUGCUGCUGCCGAAUGAACGCACCGGCCUGGCGGCGUUGGAAGCGCAGCUUCCGAGCCUUAAUUUAGCCGAGCUCGCCUCCCAGAUGCACAAGCAGGAAGUGGAGGUCUUUCUGCCCAAGUUCAAGAUCGAAUUCUCUCUCGAUCUUAACGACGAUCUGACCGAGCUCGGCAUGGGUCGAAUGUUUACUGACGCGGCCGAAUUUCCCGACUUACUCGAAACGAACGAACCACUGAAGGUCUCCAAAGUAAUACACAAGGCGUUCAUUGAAGUCAACGAAGAGGGAACCGAAGCGGCUGCCGCUACCGGAAUGGUUAUGACGGCCUAUUGCAUGAUCAUCUCUAAGCCAAUUACGUUCAAGGCAGAUCAUCCGUUUGUUUAUGCGUUACUUUCGCGUGAAAAGGGCCUUUAUUUCGUUGGCAAAAUGUCGAAAUCAACUUAAAUGGGCGUAUUCAAAGCUGUUACCAAAGCUUGUUUAAUAAUACCAACUAACGUUACCUCACCUUAAAUUUUGUUAUUGGGCAGAAAAGUUGCCACAGAAUAUACAUCCACACAAAAUAGUUAAUGAUCAACGUAAAUUUUAAAGGAAAACAGGACUCUCAAAUAGGACCGAACAUAUGCGGCUACAUCCCAGCAUUAUUUUUGUCGUCACCUUUUCACAAUAUCAACAAACUAUCUGAACAUAUUCAUGCUCAUAAUAUCGAUACAUGUGGUUACGACACCAAUCGUAUCAUUAUUCUAAAUCAAACAAGGGAUAAAUUUUGCAUAAUUCCUACCAUAAAUUGUUUUUUUCUAGGGAUGUUUGUGAUGACAUGCAGUAUGAUUAUAUCUGAGCCACUUACGUUCAAGGCAGAUCAUCCGUUUGUUUAUGCGUUACUUUCACGUGAAAAGGGCGCUUAUUUCGUGGGUAAAAUGUCAAAAUCUACCUAGAGGCUUACUCUAUAUCAAUGUUACAAACAUUAGCACAGAUUCUUAGUAUAUUGUACUUAGGUGGAAACAGAAAUAGAACAACGGACAGGUUAUAGGGCAGCACAAGUUCCUUAAGGUGUAUUUAAAUAACCAACCAUAGUAUUGAAAGUGCCUUUUAAUUUCAACAGCUUUAUGGAAUGGGCGCAAACGUGUGUGGCUGUGGCAAACACGUGUAGCUGCGAUCUAUCGAUUGUUUAUAGUGUUGUCACAUUUUACAAUUUUA
This is a messenger RNA of Anopheles cruzii, 2033 nucleotides long. RefSeq names its product antichymotrypsin-2-like. Gene Ontology annotation, molecular function: serine-type endopeptidase inhibitor activity. Lineage: Eukaryota; Metazoa; Arthropoda; Insecta; Diptera; Culicidae. The coding region runs from base 147 to 1283 and encodes 378 amino acids. The record is from RefSeq and is a predicted model, not a curated record. The transcript has 5 exons.